GGAGGACCUGGGGGCAGCGAUCGAUGGCGAAAAUGGUCGGGCCUCGAGUUUACAGCUGCAGUCAUUGCGGAAACCAUGUCUGCCUUCAUGACGAUAUCAUAUCGAAGGCUUUCCAGGGGAGAAAUGGGCAUGCAUUUCUGUUUUCUCAUGCCAUGAACAUUGUUAUGGGGCCAAAGGAAGACAGGCAGCUAAUGACAGGACUGCAUACAGUUGCUGAUAUAUACUGCCGUGAUUGUGGUGAGGUGUUGGGAUGGAAGUAUGAAAGAGCUUACGAAGAGACACAGAAGUAUAAGGAAGGGAAGUUCGUAUUUGAGAAGCUAAGAAUCAUCAAGGAGAACUGGUAGUAAGAGUUUAAAUGGAUGAUGUGUUGGUGAAGCUUCUGAUGCGAGUUCCCUGUCUGCAUAAGAUGGUUGUCUCUGCGAUCUGAAUCCUCUGAUAGAGCCAUAUAUUCUUGUGCAUAGAAAUGUCGCCUAAUUGACGAUUGUUGAACUUUAUAUAAAUACCAGACUUGUGGUCUCAACUCCACGCAUUUGCUUAAUAGUGAAACCCGGUGUUUGAAUCGAAUCUUUUUUUUGCUGAUUUUGGAGAUUCAUGGUGUUCAUCUUUAGUAUUUUGUUUGAAGCUAGCAUUUUGACAUGAUCAAAGGGGACUGCUCUUUAGGUCAAUCAAUUCUUUAUUUGCGUCCUCCAUAUGGUGAUUCUCACAUUUGAUGAAUUGAUUUUAUGAUCUUUGUUCUACAUGCUUUAAAUGUGUUGUAGGGGAGAAAUGGGCAUGCAUUUCUGUUUUCUCAUGCCAUGAACAUUGUUAUGGGGCCAAAGGAAGACAGGCAGCUAAUGACAGGACUGCAUACAGUUUCUGAUAUAUACUGCCGUGAUUGUGGUGAGGUGUUGGGAUGGAAGUAUGAAAGAGCUUACGAAGAGACACAGAAGUAUAAGGAAGGGAAGUUCGUAUUUGAGAAGCUAAGAAUCAUCAAGGAGAACUGGUAGUAAGAGUUUAAAUGGAUGAUGUGUUGGUGAAGCUUCUGAUGCGAGUUCCCUGUCUGCAUAAGACGGUUGUCUCUGCGAUCUGAAUCCUCUGAUAGAGCCAUAUAUUCUUGUGCAUAGAAAUGUCGCCUAAUUGACGAUUGUUGAACUUUAUAUAAAUACCAGACUUGUGGUCUCAACUCCACGCAUUUGCUUAAUAGUGAAACCCGGUGUUUGAAUCGAAUCUUUUUUUUGCUGAUUUUGGAGAUUCAUGGUGUUCAUCUUUAGUAUUUUGUUUGAAGCUAGCAUUUUGACAUGAUCAAAGGGGACUGCUCUUUAGGUCAAUCAAUUCUUUAUUUGCGUCCUCCAUAUGGUGAUUCUCACAUUUGAUGAAUUGAUUUUAUGAUCUUUGUUCUACAUGCUUUAAAUGUGUUGUAGGGGAGAAAUGGGCAUGCAUUUCUGUUUUCUCAUGCCAUGAACUUUGUUAUGGGGCCAAAGGAAGACAGGCAGCUAAUGACAGGACUGCAUACAGUUGCUGAUAUAUACUGCCGUGAUUGUGGUGAGGUGUUGGGAUGGAAGUAUGAAAGAGCUUACGAAGAGACACAGAAGUAUAAGGAAGGGAAGUUCGUAUUUGAGAAGCUAAGAAUCAUCAAGGAGAACUGGUAGUAAGAGUUUAAAUGGAUGAUGUGUUGGUGAAGCUUCUGAUGCGAGUUCCCUGUCUGCAUAAGACGGUUGUCUCUGCGAUCUGAAUCCUCUGAUAGAGCCAUAUAUUCUUGUGCAUAGAAAUGUCGCCUAAUUGACGAUUGUUGAACUUUAUAUAAAUACCAGACUUGUGGUCUCAACUCCACGCAUUUGCUUAAUAGUGAAACCCGGUGUUUGAAUCGAA
Musa acuminata AAA Group (dessert banana) is the source of this 1848-nucleotide messenger RNA. RefSeq names its product protein yippee-like At4g27745. The coding region runs from base 24 to 344 and encodes 106 amino acids. NCBI's taxonomy places the organism in Eukaryota, Viridiplantae, Streptophyta, Magnoliopsida, Zingiberales, Musaceae. The transcript is spliced from 2 exons. The record is from RefSeq and is a predicted model, not a curated record.